AUGAGCAUGAGUGGCCAUCAUACGAAUCGAAAGAUCAAGCGGUUGGAUGAGUCUGUGAUCAACAGGAUCGCGGCUGGCGAGAUCAUCAUCCAACCGGCAAAUGCGCUCAAGGAAAUGUUGGAGAAUUCGAUUGACGCAAAGGCAACCAACAUUGAAAUUGUGGUCAAGGAAGGUGGCCUCAAGCUACUACAAAUCACCGAUAACGGUCAAGGGAUCGGUAAGGACGACUUGCCCUUGUUGUGCGAGCGGUUUGCCACGUCCAAAUUGACCAAGUUUGAAGACUUGGAGCUGCUUGCAACGUAUGGGUUCCGAGGCGAAGCAUUGAGCAGUAUUUCGCACAUUUCACGGCUCUCGGUGGUGACCAAGACCAAGGAGUCCAAGUUGGCGUACAAGGCGCAUUACAUGAAUGGGAAGCUUUCAAACCCGAGUUUUAAACUGACGACUGAAAACAUUGAGCCAAAGCCUAUCGCCGGUCGAGAUGGCACUCAGAUUAUUGUCGAGGACUUGUUCUACAACCUUCCCUCGAGAUUCAAGGGGCUCAAAUCGAAAAGCGACGAGUUUGCCAGAAUCUUGGACAUUGUUGGCCGGUAUGCUGUUCACACUGGCCAUGUGGGGUUCAGCUGCAAGAAAUAUGGCGAUCCGCUUCACCAGUUGAACACGCGGCCAAAUGCUCCGUUGAAGGAGCGGAUACGAAUGGUUUUUGGAUCGAGCGUCGCCAACGAGUUGUUGCAUUUGGACUUUGUGCCCACGGAAGACGAAGAUGGCGGCCAUAUGGGCCACAAGGCGGCAGAUUUGGGGCUCGCUCGAGUCAGCGGCGCCAUAACCAAUGCCAACUUUAACUACAAGAAGAAACUACAGCCGGUUAUUUUCAUCAACCACCGACUAGUCUCGUGUGACCCCUUGCGGCGAGCCGUCAAUGCGGUUUUCCAGUUUUUCCUACCCAAGGGCAGCCACCCGUUUUUCUAUUUGAGCUUGGAGAUUGUGCCGCAGCACUUGGAUGUCAACAUUCAUCCGACUAAACGAGAGGUGCGAUUUCUAUACGAAGAGGAGAUCAUUGAUUUGAUCGUGUCCAGGAUCCACAAGUUGUUGUCGAGUGUUGACACCUCGAGAAAGUUUAAAACGCAAACCAUUGUUACGAAAAGAAUGAAUGAGUUGGAGGAAGAGAGGCUAUUGUUUGGGGACGAUAGCGCACAGGCAAGCCAGACACCGUCUUUGAAAAAGUACAGACAAGAGAAUAAGAUGGUGAGGGUGGAUGCAUCGCAGUCAAAGAUUAGUCCGUUCUUGCUGAAAGGUGUAGUUGACCCAGAAUCGAUCAAAAGGGAGUUUAUCUUUGACGACUCAACCGCGAGCGUGGCUGAUGACGAGAAUGCAGGGUCUUUUGUGCAAGAACAACAAGAGGAGGAGGACGAUGAUUCUGUGGUUGCGACCCUGCAGCGAACUCAAGUGGUUGUCAACUUGGCUUCCAUAACGAGUUUGAAAGAAGAGUUGAAGCAAUUUGUCGACAAGUCUUUGACCAACGUGUUCAACCAUGCAGUCUUUGUCGGGAUCGUUGAUCCGUUGAAACGAAUUUGCUGUUUCCAGUACGAUGUCAAGUUGUUUCUUUGCGACUAUGCAGCUGUGCUACUCGAGUUUUAUUACCAGGUGAGCUUGCACGAGUUUUGCAACUACGGCGAGAUUGAGUUUGACGAGCCGAUUCCCUUGCGAGAAUUGCUUGAGCCAAUAUACAAGCUCGACAAUGGCGAUGUCGCGCUAGUUGGCGCUGCCGAAGUGAUUGCAAACAUUGUGGCGAUGAAGGAAAUGUUUCAGGAGUAUUUCCAAAUCUCGAUUGAUCAAGAUGACAAUUUAUGCACCAUCCCCAUGCUCAUGACCAAGAUCCAGCCAGAUUUUAGAAAACUACCCUUUUUCAUCUACAGAUUAGGCACCAAGAUCAAUUACCAAGAUGAAAAACAGUGCCUACAGGGGAUUUUAAGACAGAUUGCGUUGCUCUACCUCCCUGAGCCGUUUGACGAUACUCAAGAUGACGGAGCCAGCAAACGAGGGCACAUAGAGAACCAACUCGAAAACGUGUUAUUCCCGGAAUUGAGGAGCCAGUUUUUGGCAACCAGGAAUCUUACCCGUGACGUGGUACAAAUAGCGGACUUGCCUGGGCUCUACAAAGUGUUUGAACGGUGCUAG
Lodderomyces beijingensis is the source of this 2175-nucleotide messenger RNA. The record is from the annotation of a GenBank genome assembly. NCBI's taxonomy places the organism in Eukaryota, Fungi, Ascomycota, Pichiomycetes, Serinales, Debaryomycetaceae.